AUGAAUAUUAAUUUAGAUCCAAUUGAGAGUCAAGACCUAACUGGGGCAUUUAAGAUUACCAAUUUGAUUGUCGCAGGGUUAUCGUUUUUAUCUGCAUUAUAUAUCAUUGCCUUUGGGGUCGUUAUAGGAUUAUUGGAAUUCAACGUACCUGCUGAAGCUUAUGCCUAUGGGUCCUUUUUAUUCUCGUUCAUUGGACGAGGUGUCUUCUAUACAUUAAUCGCAGUGAGCUUGAACGGUGGAAGCGUAUUCAGAUUGAUCGCUGCCAUGUUGUUAUUCAUAAUUGGUUUAGUUUAUAUCGCAUUGGAAACUAUCCCAAGUAUCUCGCCACCUGAUAAUAUGAAUGCUGAAGGCUCUCUCCUUGGUUUGAAUGAUGAGGAAGUUGUCUAA
Hemisphaericaspora subhashii is the source of this 387-nucleotide messenger RNA. RefSeq lists its product as uncharacterized. NCBI's taxonomy places the organism in Eukaryota, Fungi, Ascomycota, Pichiomycetes, Serinales, Debaryomycetaceae. The transcript has 4 exons. Gene Ontology annotation, cellular component: Golgi membrane. Bases 1 to 387 code for a protein of 128 amino acids. Gene Ontology annotation, biological process: vesicle-mediated transport. The record is from RefSeq and is a predicted model, not a curated record.